This is a messenger RNA of Strigops habroptila (Kakapo), 837 nucleotides long. It is a transcript of the gene PAX4, whose product is annotated as paired box 4. Lineage: Eukaryota; Metazoa; Chordata; Aves; Psittaciformes; Psittacidae. Gene Ontology annotation, biological process: regulation of transcription by RNA polymerase II; anatomical structure development. The record is from RefSeq and is a predicted model, not a curated record. The transcript has 7 exons. The coding region runs from base 1 to 837 and encodes 278 amino acids. Gene Ontology annotation, molecular function: RNA polymerase II cis-regulatory region sequence-specific DNA binding; DNA-binding transcription factor activity, RNA polymerase II-specific.
AUGCAACACCGAGGGCCCAGUGGUGUGAACCAGCUGGGGGGGCUCUUCCUGAACGGCCGCCCCCUCCCUGCCUGCAAGAGGAGGAGGAUCAUCGAGCUGGCGGCGCGUGGCGUGCGGAGCUCUGACAUCUCCCGCAGCCUCAAGGUGUCCAACGGCUGCGUCAGCAAGAUCUUGGGUCGUUACUACAGGACAGGGGCCAUGGGGCCCAAAGCCAUGGGAGGCAGCAAGCCCCGCAUGGCCACCCCCGAGGUGGUGGCCAGGAUUGCUCAGAUGAAGCUGGAGCAGCCGUCCCUGUUUGCCUGGGAGAUCCGCAGACAGCUCCAUGCCGAGGGCAUCUGCACCAGCAACAGGACCCCCAGCGUCUCCUCCAUCAACAGGGUGCUGAGGAACCUGCCCGGUGACCUGUGGCUGGCGGCUGAGCCGGGCUCUGCGAGGGACACGCUGCCAUGGGUGUCCCCUCUCGCUGUCCCCUCCGCACCGCAUUCCCGGGACUGCUGCUCACCCACCGAAGCUGGUGCCGCCAUCUCCCCAGGGGCCCAGCACCCUGCCCCGGGCUCCGAGCCCGGCCGGCGGCUCCCGCUGAGCACCCAGCACAGGAACAGGAGGGUCUUCUCCAGCCAGCAGUCAGAGGCCCUGGAGAGAGAGUUUCAGAAGGGACAAUACCCGGACACCGACACCCGGGAGAGACUGGCUGCGGCCACCCAGCUCCCGGACACAACCAUCAGGGUCUGGUUCUCCAACCGGCGAGCGAAGUGGAGGCGGGAGGCCAAGCAGGAGCUGGAGGCCGGAGGUGCAGGUGACAGCCCCAGGCAAAGGGGACGGGACGGGGGGAGCUGA